AUGGUGUCUCCGCCGCACGCGCUGGUGAUCCCGUACCCGGCGCAGGGCCACGUGAUCCCGCUGCUGGAGGUGGCGCACGCGCUGGCCGACAGGGGUUUCACCGUCACCUUCGUAAACACUGAGUUCAACCACGCCCGCGUCGUCGCGGCCGGCGCCGGGCUGGAGGACGGCGGCCGGAUCCGGUUCGUGGCGGUGCCGGACGGCAUGGCCCCCGGGGAGGACCGGAACCAGCUGGUGAGGCUCACCAUGCUCAUGGAGGAGUUCAUGGCUCCGCGGGUGGAAGAGCUCGUCCUCGCCAGCGGCGAGGGCGGUGGCGCGGGAGGGAAGAUCACGUGCAUGGUGACCGACUACAAUGUUGGGUCGUGGGCGCUGCAAGUUGCGCGCAGGACCGGGAUCCGGUCGGCGGCCGUGUGGCCGGCGUCGACCGCCGUCAUGGCGACGCUGCUGAGCUUUAACAAGCUCAUCGAGGAUAAGAUCAUUGAUCCGGAAGACGUCGAUUAUGACAUCGGUGCACGAAAUAACCGCGUGCUGGCGCACCCGGCGGUGGCAUGCUUCGUGUCGCACUGCGGGUGGAACUCCACCAUGGAGGGCGUCCGGAACGGCGUUCCUUUCAUCGCGUGGCCCUACUUCGCGGACCAGUUCGUGAACCAGGUGUACAUCUCCGACGUCUGGAAGAUCGGCCUUAAGGCUGUCGCCGACAAGUCCGGAGUGAUCACGAAGGAGCACAUCGCCGGCCUGCUGGCGGAGCUCAAGGGGGACGCCGGGAUGAGAGAGAGAGUGGAGGCCUUGAAGAAGGCGGCGCAUGAGAGCAUUCAAUCUGGGGGAUCCUCACAUGGAAACUUUGAUACUUUUGCAGAGGGCAUGAAGAAAGCAUGA
Lolium rigidum is the source of this 876-nucleotide messenger RNA. RefSeq names its product UDP-glycosyltransferase 83A1-like. Gene Ontology annotation, molecular function: UDP-glycosyltransferase activity. Lineage: Eukaryota; Viridiplantae; Streptophyta; Magnoliopsida; Poales; Poaceae. The coding region runs from base 1 to 876 and encodes 291 amino acids. The transcript is spliced from 3 exons. The record is from RefSeq and is a predicted model, not a curated record.